Messenger RNA from Cheilinus undulatus (humphead wrasse), 5347 nucleotides. It is a transcript of the gene cavin2a, whose product is annotated as caveolae associated protein 2a. NCBI's taxonomy places the organism in Eukaryota, Metazoa, Chordata, Actinopteri, Labriformes, Labridae. The coding region runs from base 99 to 1553 and encodes 484 amino acids. The record is from RefSeq and is a predicted model, not a curated record. The transcript has 2 exons. Gene Ontology annotation, molecular function: protein kinase C binding. Gene Ontology annotation, cellular component: cytoplasm; caveola.
UGUCAGCAGCAUCAAAGAGAGAGUAGGAGCACUACUUUGUCUUUGUGUUUUAGGUGAUUUUACCCCAUUAAAGCGGGACAUUUGACCACCUGUGAACCAUGGAAGAAGACGCGUCCACCGCCGACAAGACCAGCGUCACCGGCAGCACCCACACCAUCCCGCAGCCCGAAAACACGGAGCUGCUCAUCCCGAGCUUCACCCCAGCUUCCGCCCCGUCCUCCCCGACCCCGACCAGCACCCUCUCCAGACUGGGCUUCAAAAGUCCCACCAGCCCCACCGCUGCGGCGCCGGGCAGCCCUGUAGACCGCGGCCAGGUGAGCGCCAUCACCGUGGUGGCGCUGCUCGACAAGCUGGUGAACAUGCUGGAGUGCGUGCAGGACAACCAGCAGCGCAUGGAGCAACGGCAGGCCGACCUGGAGGGGGCCGUGAAAGUUGUGCAGGGUGACGUGACCCGGCUGUCCAAGACCCACAUCUGCACCUCCAACAGCGUCAACAAGCUGCUCGAGCGCUCCCGCAAAGUGAGCGGGCACCUGAAGGAAGUGCGGGAGCGCAUGGACAAACAGGCGGUGCAGGUGAAGAAGCUGGAGGCGAACCAUUCCCACCUGCUGAAGAGGAACCACUUUAAAGUGCUCAUCUUCCAGGAAGACAACGAGAUCCCAACUAGUGUGUCAGUUAAAGACUCCCUCAAGACCCCGCAACCAAGCCAGUAUGAUGCAGAAUCCACCAACCUGACUCCAUCUAUUGCUGGCCCUACUCCAUCCAUCACUGGCUCUGCUGAUGGUAGUCGCACCCAAGAGGAAGGUCUUCAAACCAUAAGCCUGUCCUCUGAUGAGGAUGAUGAUCUUACAGCUCACAAAGAGGGAGAAGAGCUGCUUGAUUGUGAUGAUGGAGUUGGUGCGGGCACUUCCCAGGCAUAUGAGAGAAGGGCUGAUAAAUUCAAGCGCUCCAGCCUUAGGAAAGUUGAUAGUCUAAAGAAGGCCUUCUCACGCCAGAGCAUCGAGAAGAAGGUGAACCAGAUCACCACUAAGAUUGUUCCACUUGAGAAGCGUGAGAAAAUCAAGAAGAGCCUAACCCCCAACCAUCCCAAGAGCCCUACUGCCAAGAGUUCCUCCUUCAAGGUGUCUCCUAUGACCUUCAAUGUCAAGAAAGUCAGAGAUGGGGAAGUACCAACACAAGACGUGGUAUCGCCUGUGGAAGACGCCCAUGUGGAGAUACCUGCUUUGGGGGGCUUAGAUGUUGAAGAGGAGGUUCCCCUUGCAGAGGUGCACACCCAAGAGGACAUGGUGGAGGAAAUUCAGGAGAUGCUAAGUCCCUCCACCCCAGAUAGCAUCAAGGUAGAGCUGGCUAUCAAUGGAGAAGCACCAAGCAUUGAGUGCGGGAUAAAUGGUGAGCGUUCUGCAGGCUUGGCAGUCCCAGAAAAUGAUGAGAUUAUUGGGGAGGAUGACGAGGAGGAUAACGACGAAGAAGGAAAGGAAGAACACAAAAGCCCUGUUGCAACAGCAGCAGAUACCCAGAUUCCCACAGCAACAAUUGCUGUAGAGCAAAUGUCUUAAAUGUGUGAUUGUAGAGAGCAUCAAAUCUAGUUUACAAAUCUUUCUCUUCUGUCUAAAGUUUCUAGAUUUUUGAACACCCAGUAGGCCCAAGUCAUCUUUCACCUUGAAUAGUCAAGGUUUCUUGCAAUCACCCAUCCUUAUCAUCAUCAUAAGCCUGUUUGUUCCACACGAACCCAUUCUUUGGUGAUUCUUGUUACAAUUACUCAAGAUCUCAAAUUUUGGUCUGACAUACCCUAAUUGUCCAUCUUUGGACCAAGACACUUGGGGGGUCCAUCCUUGAACCAGCAUAAUCAAAUUGUCCCAUGACCACCAUAUUCAAGCUGCAUAUCCCUUGGCCAACAUAUACUCAGGUCGUCUACCCCUGGACUAAGCUCCCGUUCCUUAAACCAACAUACCCUGGUUGCCCAUCCUUGGACCAACAUACCUCUUUUGCCCAUCCUAAGACCAAUGUACUCAAGCUGCACAUCCCUGGACUAACCUAUACUUAGGUUGUCCAUCCUUGGACUGACAUAACCUUGCCCAUCCUUGGAUCAACAUACCUUGGUUGCCUAUCCUUGGACCAGCAUACUCGAGAUGCCCAUCUCUGGACCAUCCUAUACUCAGGUUGCCCAUCCCUGAACUAGCAGGCCCUGGCAGCAAAUCCCAAGAAUCAGCAUCCCUUGGGUGCCCAUCCUAGAACCAACAUACUCAAGCAGUACAUCUCUGGACUACCCUAUACUCGGGUUGUCCAUCCCUGGACUGACAUAACCUGGCUGCCUACCCUUAAACCAACAUACCCUGGUUGCCUAUCCUUGGACCAAUGGACUCAAGAUGUACAAACACAGACUCAGGUCGUCCAUCCCUGAACUAGAAUGCCCUGGUUGCCCAUCCUAGGACUGAUAAACGUGAGUUGUACAGCCUUGGACCAACAUAUACUCAGGUCAGUCAUCCAUGGACUAGCAUAACAUGGUUGUCAAUCCUUAAAACAACAUACCCUGGUUUCCCAUCCAUGGAUCAACAUACCAUGGUUGCCCAUUCUUGGACAAACGUACUCAAGAUGUACAUCCCUGGACUAAUUUAUACUCACAUUGUCCAUCCCUGAACUAGAAAUACCUGGUUGCCCAUACGAGGACUAAAAAACUUGAGUGUUGCAUCCUUGGGCCAUAUACUAUAUACUCAGGUUGUCCAUUCUUUGACUGGUUGCCUUUUCCUGGGGUCAACAUACUUGGCCCUAGUUGUCCAUUCUUGGAUACUCAAGAUGCCAGUCUUUGGCCUAUUCUUUAUUAUUUUAUUCAAUUAUCACCAGCCAAGUUUUAAAAGCUGUGGUAGGGUCUACAUGGGCAAGCUCAGCUAUUAAACCUCACAGAGUAUCAGAAUCAAGUGCAAGCGCUUCUCAAACCCUGUAGAAGAGUGGUCCAAAGAAAACAACAUUGCACCAAUGCACCAUAACUCAAUCCAAUCAACGGGUGCCCACCUCUUCAAUAGCAGCACAUCUCCAGGGCACUGGGCCAACUAUCUCUCUCCUGCUCUGUUUGUCUGUCUCUGGAGCUCUCUUCCUCACUGACAAAUAGCCUCUUUGUUCUUUGUGUUUUUGUGAAAAAUAGUAAAUCUCUGGCAACAGCAGACCUGGCCGCUGCCUGUUUGAGGCAGUGUGUUGCCCGGUUGUGUAAGAGUUGGAAUGGGGAGGUUCUGGGUUUAAAGUAAGACAGUCUUUGGGUGUUUUGUAGUGAACGAGAGGUUGUUUACUGAAUUCUUUGGACCUAUGCGGAAAAGGCCCAGAUCUUACAGGUGCCUAUGCUUCGGCUGUUAAAUUGUAUGUGACUUCUAUCAGGAUGUCUAAUUUGUUUUUCAUAACUUGAUAAGUGACAAAACUAAUACAUUAAAGUGGUAAAUCAGUUAUUUUAGUUCAUGUGAUCGCCAAUAAAGUAACAAUAAACCCUGAAGAUUAGAAUAUAUAUGUAUAGGUUUACUAAUAGUCUUUUGGUUGUUAAAGAUCACAAAACUUAAAAAUUUAAAAGCAAAAUAUGAAAUUAAAGUUACUUAUUAACAUGUUUUUGUUCAAUCACAGUGGCAUAAUUGAAGGACACCAGUGCAGGAUGGAAGCUGCUCUAGAAAACAUAAGUAACUCCAGUUAGCUCACCGAUUUUAAUAUUUACAUUUCAAAUGUCACUUGUUCUGCCUUUGUCUUGUCUGAAAGGCAACUGUGUAUGUUUAUGUACAGGAAUUAAUGUUUAUUUCUGUGUAAGGCCACACUUUUCUCUAGGUAUUAAGAGCAUUCACCCUAAAAUUGUAACUUUAUGAUAACUGUCUCAAGUGUGUGUGUGUACUUUACAGUUAAAAUUGUAUCUGUGAGUUAAUUUUAUUGAGUUUUUCAGUGAUAUUUGGGUGUUUAUAAGUUGUGGUAUUCUUACAGGUGUCCAUAGCUUGUAUUUUACAAGUGCAUCUCAAAAAAUUAGAAUACCGUGAAAAAGUUAUUUUUUUCCUGUGAAUUAAUUCAAAAGUCAAACUUCCAUAUUUUCUAGAUUCAUCAUUAUAAAGUGACAUUUAUUUUGUUUUAAUCUUCAUAAAUAACUCCACUAUCUCAAAAUAGAAGAAUAUUACAAAAUGCCAAUUAAAAAAAAAACUUAAUAGAGAAAUAUCUACUAUCUAGAAAUGUAACCUUAUUUAUGUACUUGUAUAAUUGGUCAUUGCUUCUUUUUCAUGGAUUACUGCAUAAAUGCAUCAUUGCAUGGAGGCAGUCAGUCUGUGGCACUGCUAGGGUGUUAUGAAGAGCAGGCUGCUCUGAUAGCAGCCUUCAGCUCAUCUGUAUUGAUCAGUCUGGCGUCUUGUAUCUUCCCCUUGACAUUUUUGCAGGGAUUCUCUAUCGCAUUGAUCAUCGACUAUAACCCCCCCUCAACAAUUGAUAUUGAAAAAAAUGCCCAGAUUGGUCUAAUAUUUGAUCCAUUUUACAUUUUAAAUCUACCUGUCAGCAAUUAUUGGCAAAUAAGAUGCAUGAUAAACAUAUACUUAUCAGUUCAUUCUUGAUUAAAACUGAUUUUCUUUUAAAUUUAGGUGUUUUCCUCUGAGAAUCGAAACUAAAGACCUAUGUCUUGCAUGUUUUUAUUCAUCAGUCAGGACACAGCACAUUAUCAGGACAUAACAGUCCCAGAAAAAAUAAAUAAAUAUCCAGCAAAAAUAUCUCAAUUGCUCCCUUGUGGCAGGCUAUGGUACAUGGAGUGAUCUCAUUUAAAAAAAAAUUGCAUACAUUUGAAAGAAAGUAAAGAUAUCUUGCAAAUAUGUUUAUUAGACUAAAAUGUCUAAAUGUUUGAAAGUCGGCCCCAAAGCGUCCAUCAAGGAAAAAGGGUCCCUUGUACAAAGGUAGUUGAUGACCUUUGCUCUAUAGGGUUCAGGUCAGGUGAGUGGGUUGACCAAUCAAACACAGUAAUACCAUGGUCAGCAAACCAGCUUCUGGUAGUUUUGGCUGGUGAGAUAGCAGAGUUCUGAUUUUUGUGAGCUGUAAUUAUCAAGAUUAAAUGAAAAAGGUUGUAUUAUUUCUCUUUAUAUGAGAAUAAUCUUUAUCAUGUUAUUCUAAUUUUCUGUGAUGCCCCUGUAGAGGUUUUCUUAGUUUCACAUGUUGAAGACAUCAACACAAUCAGGGCUCCAUUACAAAAUCCACCCCUCCUAUGUGCAAACAUAUACUCCGACAGAGCCUUAACCAUGCACAGAGGAAGGUUUCCUAUCUUUUUGUAGAUAUGAGUGAUUAUUCAGGCAUGCCUUUAUGCAUGUCUUUCCUCUCCUGAGGAAUCUAUGCAUCUUUGGGUGGGGGUGGGGGGUGG